AUGUUUGAAAGGCUCCCAACCCAUACCUUGCCGUACAAGGUGAUGCAGCAGUUGGGAGACGGCACUUACGGGACCGUGUGGAAGGCUCUCAACUCAACCCAUCCCUUGUCGUAUUCAGCACACCCACCCCUCUUCGUGAUAAAAGAGAUGUACAAGGUGAUGAAGCAGCUUGGGGACGGCACUUACGGAACGGUGUGGAAGGCGCUUAACCUGCACACGAACGAGAUUGUGGCGGUAAAGAAGAUGAAGCGCAAGUUCUACUCGUGGGACGAGUGCAUGAGCCUGCGAGAGGUCAAGUCUCUGCGCAAGCUGAACCACCCCAACAUAGUGCGGCUCAAGGAGGUGAUCCGGGAAAACAACGAGCUGUUCUUCAUAUUCGAAUUCAUGGAGUGCAACUUGUACCACUUAAUGAAGGACAGAGAGACCUACUUUCAGGAGUCCACCAUUCGCAACUGGAUGUAUCAGGUGCUGCUGGGCCUGGCGCACAUGCACAAGCACGGCUACUUCCACCGCGACCUCAAGCCAGAGAACCUGCUAGUGACCAAGGACCUGAUUAAGGUUGCCGACUUCGGCCUGGCAAGGGAGAUCAAGUCGCGACCUCCCUUCACAGACUAUGUGUCGACCCGAUGGUAUCGAGCACCGGAGGUGUUGCUUCAGUCCACAGUUUACAACGCCCCUAUAGACAUGUGGGCGAUAGGAGCAAUCAUGGCAGAGCUAUUCACUCUCGAGCCUCUGUUCCCUGGAGCAAGUGAGAUAGACGAGAUUCUCAAGAUCUGCGCUGUCAUUGGCACGCCAACUCCCAGGACAUGGCCACAGGGCCUCCGCCUCGCAGCUUCCAUGAACUUUCGCUUCCCUGAGUACUCGCCCAUCCCGCUCUCUCAAAUCAUGCCCAUGGCAUCAGAUGAGGCAGUCGACCUAGUCACCGCUCUCUGCUCCUGGGACCCUGCCAGACGCCCCACCGCCGCACAGGCGCUGCAGCACCCCUUCUUCCUGAAGGGAGUGACGCUCCCCUACACACCUAAAAAGCCCAAAUCCUCCUCCUCCUCCGCAGCCACCACCGGUCCUGUCGUCCCCAUCACCACGCCCUCCCAACUCGCCGCCGCCUCCCACGCUGCUCUUACCGGCUCUCUCGUUCACCCUUCCUUAGAAGGAUCCGCUGUGAGGGUUUUACAAGCCCCUCAGGCUACUCAGCAGUCCCAGCAGGGACACUACCAGGGCCCGCAGUAUCAAGGGCAGCAGUAUCAGGGGCAACAGCAAUAUCAGGGGCAAUACCCUCCCCAACAGCAGUACCAGCAGCAGCAGCAGCAGCAACAGCAGCAGCAGUACCAGCAGCAAGAGCAGGGGUAUGCGGAGCGGGCAGAUGAGGGAGGGGCAACGGGGGGGUAUGCAGACGGAGGGACAGACGGAACAGGAGCAGGUGGAGGGGGUGGGGGAGGGAAGUCAGAAAAGCGAGGGUUCUUCUCGCGGAAACUGGGUGGAUCAAAGAGUGUGGGCAGGAAUAACGCGCCUGGUGAUGCAAAGGGAGGGGGAGGAGGGGGAGGGGGAGGGGGAGGGGGAGGUGGGGGAGGUGGUGGGGGUAGCAAGCUUGCUUCAUUGCAACGAUACGGAAGCCAAUUACUAGGCAUGGCCCGCCAUUCAGCGUCUGCCUCUGUCAACUCAUCAAAUGCAAUCGGCUCUAUAUCCAGUCGAUCCGACAAGUCAAUCUCAGCGAGCCAAAGCAACUCUGCAGGAGCAGUGCUCUCUCGCUCGGGCUCCGUGGUCGAGUCUGCCUCUCCACCCGCCUCGCCUCACCAGCUGGCUGAUAUUGGCAGAAGAGGCACAUACCCAGCCGCCCACACUCAUACCCCCAACGGUGCCGCCGCUGCUGCUGCUGGAAGCGGCAGAGACGGGAGGCUAGCGGCAGCUGUGGCUGCGGCUAAGGCUGCAGCAGCUGAGAAGGAAGCAGCGGCAGAGAGAGCAGCGGCGGCAGAGAGGACAGCGCCGGUAGAGGAAGCGAGAGCAGCAAUAGCAAGCGAACCGAUAGCACAGGUCCUCACAGCCGCCACCGCUGCUGCGGAUUUCACUGCCUCUGCGGAAGCAAUAGGUGUGGCUCGCGAUGGACGGUUGGCGGCAGCUGUGGCGGCUGCAAAAGCAGCAGCAGCAGCAGCAGCAGCAGCGGAGGCAGCAGAAGCAGAGAGAUCAGCUGCAAAGGGAGCAGCAAGCGAAUUGUUACAGGGAGGCCUAGGCGCCACCUCUGCUGUAGAUUCCCUAGCUUCUGCUGGAGCUGGAGGUGUGAUAAGAGAUGGACGGCUGGUGGCGGCUAUGCCUUCAGAUGGACGGCUGGCAGCAGCCGUGGCUUCUGCAAAAGCAGCAGCAGAGAUGGAGAGAGCCGUGAAAGAAGCAGCAGAGAGAAUUGGAGACCCCAAUGCUGCUGCUGCGAGUGCCAAUGGCUCUGGCGGUGGGUUGACCACGUUGACCGCGUUGACUGGUCAGGAGGCUGAAAGCAGAGCGGCCAUUGGGCAAGGGAGGGCAGUGGCAGGGGAGGGGCGGUCAGCGUCGCUUCAGAGGCUAGAAGCGAAAAGGUACAGCGGUAGAGAGGGUGAGCGAGGGGUGGAGCGUGGUGGAGAGGGGCGGAGGCGGACACGGAGCAACGUAUCUAUGAUGGACACAGGGGUGCUGCGGCUGGAGGAGGAGGUAGAGAGGGAGUUGGCGAGGCAGGAGAAACUGGUGGAGCUCAUUGCCGUGGCAGGGGCUGACAUGCCCACCCUGCCCGUGCAGGAGGAGCAGGACCGGGCUGAGAGGCAGCUGCAUAGAGACGUGCACCACUGGGGGGACGAGGUGGCACAGACACGCAAGCUGCUGCUGGAGCUGACAGUAGAGAGGGUCAACCUGGAGAGAGCAUUGGAGCAGGUGCACUGGGCGGUUGGGUCGCCCGGUGCUGUGCGGGCAGUGCACACUGCACAAAUGCAACUGCUGCAGCUGACAGCACAGAGGGAGGUUCUCAAGGAGCUGAUUCAGAACGAGAAGAAGGAGAACGAGAAGGUAGAGGAGUUUCUGGACCAGAUUUUGAGUGACCCUGCAGUAGAUACCACCUCCCCCGAAUUCGCCUCCCUCAUCAAGGACCUCAUCCACACGCUCAGCACCAGCCCCCCUGGGCGAAUGGGGCUAGAAGAGGGGAGUGAGGUUCAUACAGUGGCGGGAGGAGGCAAGGGAAUAGGCGCAAGUGGAAGUAAGUCCCGUCUGAAAGUGCUUCAGAAGCUCAAGAAAAAGGUGAGCGGGGCAGGAGUGGGGCCGUGGGGAGGAGAGGGGGGAGCUGCGGGCGCAGGGGGCGCAGGGGGGGGCGGAGGGGGAGAGGAGGCGGGAGAUGGGGAGGAGAUGCAUGGACAUGGACAUCUGCCUGGUGGGGGGGUGGUGUCGCCAAGAGGGGGAGAGGGAGGGGGUUCAGCUUGGGGCAAACACUCUGGCUACGCUCGGAACAAUUCCGAACCUGGCAGUGUUGCCGCUGAAUUCGUUCAGAACAAUUCCGAACCUGGCGAUGAGGCUCGGGACAGCUUGUUCAUUGACCGAGCUAGGUCCGGCAUGUCCGAUGGUUCGGAGAAUGUUUUUGGUUGGGGAGGGCAGGGAGGUUCGGCGAGUUUCAGGGUGGAGGAUCAAGAAGCGAGGGAAGUGAGGGAAGGAGAGCAGAGAGGGCCGUUUUCUACGAGAAGAGAGAGCAGAGGGGACACGGGAGCAGGAUCAGCCUCCAAGGAGCAGGAAGGUAGCUGCAGGGUGGAGCAGCCUAAUGUGCUUGUAUUAGAUGAUGAUUAUACAGGGGGGGAAGGAAUCACGAGCCCUGCUGACGAAAAUGCAGCAGAUCUUGCCGGAGAUUCUCAAUCUGCCGCAGCCCAUCGGAAGUUCCUGGCCGUUGGAUCGUUCUCCGAGAUGGUGCUGGGGGGACUGGAAGGGAGGGUAGGGGAGGGGGAGGACAGAUGGGCAGAGGCAAGAGGUGCGGAUCAGCAAGGGAUUGGGGAGGAGGAUGGGGAAUGCGACGAGGGGGAAGAGGGGAGUGUACACUUGCGGGGGCAGGAGGAGGGUAACUUUGGGUUGACUCAAGAUGGGAUGGCGUGGAUUACAGCGGGUGCUGCAGCAGGUUCGGCUCCGUCACGCUCUCAGCAACACCCGAAGCCUCCGCUUGGUUUGGCGGCAGGUUUGGGAGCAGCCUCGGCAGCAGCUGAACCUGCCAACAGCGGCAAUGUGUUUGUGAAGAUCGACUCGCCGGAGCAGUGGAGGUCUGCUGACGUGGCAGGCUUGCGUUCGUCGUCAGGCGUGGAUUUGCCGAGCCUUUCCGGACCUGCUGCCAAGCCUGUUUCCGGGCCUGCGCUGCUAAGCCCAAGGAGGACGCAGAGCGUAGGCUCGGUAAAGGCGAAGGUGGGUGGCUUAACUUCGGAGUUCGAUGUGGGAUCUGGUUCGGGACUGAUAGCCCCCAUUGCCAUGGGAACAACCUGUUUACGGGCAGAUGAAGGGGCAGAUCGGGCAGCAUCUGCUACAGCCAAGUCUGCUACAGCCAAAGCGCCCCAGUGGCUGCGGUCGGCGUUUCCCGGAGGCAAGCAGGGGGGGGCAGGGGCAGCGGACGAGCGAGGGUGGGAGGGGAUGGAAGAACCAGGUGCAUCUGAGGCGGGUUUAUCUGCCACUACUUCUGGCGCUGCUGUAGCAGACACAGGUGUGGCAGGAGCAGCAGCUGUAGCAGCGGCAACCAUUCCAGAAGCAGGGCUAGCAGGGAAUAGACCAGCGGAGGGGGCUUUUGAGGCUUUUGAGGAUAUUCAGAAGAGGCCGGAGGGGUUUUUGGAUCCGUACGGGGUGUUGGAGGGGCAUCCCUGCCUGCCGGUGGUGGGGGCGUACAGCAGCGCCAUGGAGGUCACUUCUGUGCCUCCUCCCGAGUCCUUCAGCAGCGCCGAUGUGUUCUUGCUCUGCAGAUACAGAAUGCUAGCGGAGCAGCUGGACGAUGUGAGCCCGGCACUGCUAUCAGAGGACGAGCGAUUGGCCUUUUGGAUCAACCUGCACAACGCGCUGCUGCUGCACACGUUCCUGGUGGAUGGGUACCCCACAACGCAUGCCCCCAAGCGCAUUGCAUUGCUAAAUCAGGCCACAUACACCAUUAGGGGCACAGCAAUCAACGCAUAUGAAAUCGAGUUCUCCAUCCUCCGAGCGCAAUCUUUCCGCUCCUCUCUGGCCACAGCACUUAAGGUCCGCCCCUUCCCUCCCACCGACCAUCGCUCCACCUGGGCUCCGCAGUCGCCCCAUCCCAGCGUCUCCUUCGCUCUCUGCACUGGCACCUUCUCUGCUCCCCUCCUACGUGUCUUCUCCCCACGCACAGUACGAGCAGAGCUGGAGGAGGCAAGGGAGGGCUUUCUCGAGCUGGCAGUUGGGCUCAGUCGGGACAACCGCAUUGUUCUCCCCAAAAUCCUCGACUGGUACUGCCCGGAUUUUGCUGAUUCCUUUCCAUCAUUGCUUGAGUGGGUGUUACACCAGCUCUCCCCUGCGCCACGUCUGACCUCUAAGAGCGAGAUCCGAUACGAGGGUGUGCUGUACACCGUCGACACGCAACAAGCCAAUAUCGCCUUGCAGAACGUGCGCUCCUUUGGGACGGAGGGGCGAAAGAAGGACGGUCCGCAGAUCCCGCCCAGCGACAAGGUUUACGACUUCAUUAUCUUCCGCGGAACCGAUAUUAAGGACCUUCAAGUCAAGUCCUUGCCACGUCAGCAGCAG
Closterium sp. Yama58-4 is the source of this 5724-nucleotide messenger RNA. The record is from the annotation of a GenBank genome assembly. Lineage: Eukaryota; Viridiplantae; Streptophyta; Zygnematophyceae; Desmidiales; Closteriaceae.